GACCAGACGACGUGUACUUCCGGGUCACCUAUAGCGCAUUUCCGCCUGUUUGUUCGUGCCAAACAGACGACGGAGACUUUCUCUCGAUCUCAUCUUCCAUUUGAGACGCCAGUUCCCGUUCUGAGCUGUUUUCAUCGCAGAUAACUGUCAGAUACAGUAGCGACUUGAUGGCGACAACGAAGAGCAGCCGUGAUGGCGUUAGCAGAGGUUCGGUUGGGGGGUUUGCCAACACUCUUCAUAGGUGUGAGGAGUGCAGCAAGCAGUUCAGCACACGGAGUAAACUUAAGAUCCACAUACGGACUCACACAGGGGAGAAACCCUACAGGUGUGAGAAGUGUAGCAAGCAGUUCAGUGAUCUGGGUAAUCUGAAGAAGCACAUGCGAACUCACACUGGUGAGAAACCCCACAAGUGUGAGGAGUGUAGCAGGCAGUUCAGUGAGCUUGGUAAUCUGAAGAAGCACAUGCGAACUCACACCGGUGAGAAACCCUACAAGUGUGAGGAGUGCAGCUGGCAGUUCAAUGAGCUUUCUCACCUGAAGAAACACGUGCGGACUCACACAGGGGAGAAACCCUACGCGUGUAAGGAAUGCGGUAGGAAGUUCAGUUUGCAGGGUAAUCUGAAGACUCAUAUGCGAACUCACACAGGGGAGAAGUCCCACAGGUGUGAGGAGUGCAGCAGGCAGUUCAGUGAUCUGGGUAAUCUGAAGACCCACAUGCGUACUCACACAGGGGAGAAACCCUACAAAUGUGAUGAGUGCAGCAAACGGUUUAGUCAGAUGGGUAUACUGAAAGUCCACAUGCGGACUCAUGGAGGGGAGAAACCCUACAGGUGUGAUGAGUGUAGCAGGCAGUUCAGUGACCUGGUUCAUCUAAAGAAACACAUGCGUACUCACACUGGGGAGAAACCCUACAGGUGUGAGGAGUGCAGCAGGCAGUUCAAAAAUAAUGCAUAG
Messenger RNA from Branchiostoma floridae (Florida lancelet), 953 nucleotides. RefSeq names its product zinc finger protein 678-like. The record is from RefSeq and is a predicted model, not a curated record. Gene Ontology annotation, biological process: negative regulation of transcription by RNA polymerase II; regulation of immune system process; regulation of cytokine production. The coding region runs from base 168 to 953 and encodes 261 amino acids. Lineage: Eukaryota; Metazoa; Chordata; Leptocardii; Amphioxiformes; Branchiostomatidae. The transcript is spliced from 3 exons.